Molecule: messenger RNA, 1636 nt
Organism: Brassica napus (rape)
Lineage: Eukaryota; Viridiplantae; Streptophyta; Magnoliopsida; Brassicales; Brassicaceae
Exons: 3
Coding region: 583-1407 (274 amino acids)
Biological process (GO): regulation of asymmetric cell division
Source: RefSeq, a predicted model, not a curated record
UACUAUCGUGUAUAUAUAGUAUGAACUAGAAUAUAUAGAUGUACAAGAAAUUUUAUAUUUUUGUCGACAAGUAUGAUAAAGUUAAUAAAAGGAACCAAGCGCUCGUAGUUUGGUGGUAAAGGAGGUACAGCUGUACUGCCCGCCACCCGGGUUCGAGUCUUGGCCACAAUGGAUUUAACAUCCCUUCCGUUGGGGCGCUGGACCCCUUUCGGGGGAUAGUUGUGAAUGUGGCUGCCCAGAUACCAGAGUUAUCAAAAAAAAAAAGAAAAAAAAGGUAAUAAAAGGAGAAGAAGGAAAUAAAAAACGUGGCCGGCCAUUGCUGUAUAUGCAUCCAUUUUCUUGAUAAUAGUUGACCUGUUUUGUUCUCUUUAAAUUUUAUCAUAUGAACCAAUAAAACAAAGCCAAAACCACACAAAGAUAGGAAAAUACUAUAAAUGCAUAUACAAUCAAUUCCUUCCCCUGGGAAAGUUGCGAUAUUUUCAGAAUAGUUGUAGCCACUUCUAAGUUUCAGAAGAAAGAGAGAAGCGUCUGUCGAUCUUAGAAGAAGCUAUAUUAUCUUCAGACAGCAACCAGGCAACCACUAUGAAUGAUCUACAAAGCCAAAGCGACAAAAUGUUUAUGGACAAGAAAGUAUCAGCAUGCGACUUACAAGAGAUCGUAGUUUGCAACUGCAAGGAGCCUACUCAAAUCGUGGUCAAAGAUAUAUGUGUGGAUGAGGGUGUGCCUAUGGUGCAGGAGAAGUUCUUAUUCAACAAGGAAGAAAAUGUCAAAGUAGAAGACAACAAGCCUGAAGAAUGUGCUGACACUAAAGAUGUCAUGGAGUUGGUUGUGACUGGAGAUGAAGUUGGUUGCGAGAAACCGCCACCUGAAGAUGCAUUAGCUGAAUCAGAAAGUGUCUCUAACAAGGCUUUAACCUUGAGAGAUAUUAUAUCAAUGGAGGAUUCUAAUAAACCUCUUAACAAUGUCAACACUUAUGAGCCUGAAGGAGACCUAGGCCGUGACAUAGAACAGAGGAAAACAGUGGAGAAAAAAUCAGUUAGCUGGAGAUAUCUUCCCUCUGAAACGGUGGAACCAGAGAAUCAACGACUAAACAAUGUACACGUCGAGGACUCUUAUGAUCAUCACCAUCUCUUCUCAAGUUAUGAGUUCGGUGCAAGAAGUUUCUCUGAAGCAGCAGAGUCAGGUUUAGCUCAUAUAACUUACUCUGGACCCAUCUCAAUCUCCGAAAGCCUCUCAGCUCGAUCUGAUGGAAGCACUGUCAGCGCAAAUUCCUUCGCUUUCCCAGUAUUGCAAGGUGAAUGGAACAGCAGUCCUGCAAGAAUGGUGAGAGCUAAGAAGAGACAGGAGAAAGGAUGGAGACAUUACUCUCUUAUCUGUUGUAGAUUCUGCAGAUCGAGGGUGCCUUAAUUUCCGUAAAUAUUGUUCUUGUUUCUGAGAGAUUUUUCCCCAAGUUUCAUGUGUUGCUUCAAACACAAGGCACAAACCCUACGUGCGGCAAACUCUUGAUUGUUAUUUCCUUCGGUUAUAUGGGCUUUUUUAAUACCAAGGCCCAUUUGUUUGCAACUUGCUAAGGAAACUGUAUACAAUCUUGUCGUAUUCGUUAGUAAAGUCGGUACAAGUUGCCAAUGUCCAUCAA